Molecule: messenger RNA, 1655 nt
Organism: Chlorocebus sabaeus (green monkey)
Lineage: Eukaryota; Metazoa; Chordata; Mammalia; Primates; Cercopithecidae
Gene: GPR87
Product: G protein-coupled receptor 87
Biological process (GO): G protein-coupled receptor signaling pathway
Cellular component (GO): membrane
Molecular function (GO): G protein-coupled purinergic nucleotide receptor activity
Source: RefSeq, a predicted model, not a curated record
CUGAGACUUCAUCCCCCACUCCUUAAGCAGACUUCUGGCAGUCUAAGCUCCAGCCCUCUGUGUUUCCUUCAGGUGAAUCACCAUCUGAUUCCUGUAGGUUCAGGAAAUACUCUUCCCCAGUCGACAAAUCUCACCUACUCUUAGUUAUGAGUCAUUUACAUUAGCAAGAGAGCAAGUUGUUCCAGUAGUUGCCGGGCAGGAGAAUUUGAAAGGGUGCCCCAAAGGACAAUCUCUAAAGGGGUAGGGGAGAUACCUACCUUGUCUGGUAGGGGAGAUGUUUAGUUUUUAUGCUUUACCAGAAAAUCCACUUCCCUGCUGACCUUAGUUUCAAAGCUUAUUCCUAAUUAGAGACAAGAAGCCUGUUUCAACUUGAAGACACCGUAUGAGGUGAAUGGACAGCCAGCCACCACAAUGAAAGAAAUCAAACCAGGAAUAACCUAUGGUGAACCCACGCCUCAACUGUCCCCAAGUGUUUCCUGACACGCAUCUUUGCUUAUCAUCACAACUGAAGAAUGGGGCUCAACUUGACACUUGCAAAAUUACCAAAUAAUGAGCUGCACAGCCAAGAGAGUCACAAUUCGGGCAACAGGAGCGACGGACCAGGAAAGAACACCACCCUUCACAAUGAAUUUGACACGAUUGUCUUGCCGGUGCUUUAUCUCAUUAUAUUUGUGGCAAGCAUCUUGCUGAAUGGUUUAGCAGUGUGGAUCUUCUUCCACAUUAGGAAUAAAACCAGCUUCAUAUUCUAUCUCAAAAACAUAGUGGUUGCAGACCUCAUCAUGACACUGACAUUUCCAUUUCGAAUAGUCCAUGAUGCAGGAUUUGGACCUUGGUACUUCAAGUUUAUUCUCUGCAGAUACACUUCAGUUUUGUUUUAUGCAAACAUGUAUACUUCCAUCGUGUUCCUUGGGCUGAUAAGCAUUGAUCGCUAUCUGAAGGUGGUCAAGCCAUUUGGGGACUCUCGGAUGUACAGCAUAACAUUUACAAAGGUUUUAUCUGUUUGUGUUUGGGUGAUCAUGGCUGUUUUGUCUUUGCCAAACAUCAUCCUAACAAACGGUCAACCAACAGAGGACAGUAUCCAUGACUGCCUGAAACUUAAAAGUCCUUUGGGGGUCAAAUGGCAUACGGCAGUCACCUAUGUGAACAGCUGCUUGUUUGUGGCUGUGCUGGUGAUUCUGAUUGGAUGUUACAUAGCCAUAUCCAGGUACAUCCACAAAUCCAGCAGGCAAUUCAUAAGUCAGUCAAGCCGAAAGCGAAAACAUAACCAGAGCAUCAGGGUUGUUGUGGCUGUGUUUUUUACCUGCUUUCUACCAUAUCACUUGUGCAGAAUUCCUUUUACUUUUAGUCAAUUAGACAGGCUUUUAGAUGAAUCUGCACAUAAAAUCCUAUAUUACUGCAAAGAAAUGACACUUUUCUUGUCUGCGUGUAAUGUGUGCCUGGAUCCAAUAAUUUACUUUUUCAUGUGUAGGUCAUUUUCAAGAAGGCUGUUCAAAAAAUCAAAUAUCAGAACCAGGAGUGAAAGCAUCAGAUCACUGCAAAGUGUGAGAAGAUCAGAAGUUCGCAUAUAUUAUGAUUACACUGAUGUGUAGGCCUUCUAUUGUUUGUUGGGAUCUGUAUGUACAAAGUGUAAAUAAAUGUUUCUUUUCGUUAUCCUU